UGCGGCGUCAUGGAGACGAUCACGUGCUUCUUUAACGAGUGCAACCAAGCGGUCGUACCGGGCUCGUGGAAGUGCGUCUUCCAUCGCCACCGGUCGCGCUGCCAGGUCGACGACUGCCGCAACCAGGUCUACGCGCGCAGCCUCUGCGUCCGCCACGGCGGCAAGCGCAAGUGCGAGGCGCCCGACUGCGGCGUGCACGUGCGCCAAGGUCGCUUCUGCACGCUCCACGGACCCAAGGUCGACAAGCCGCGGUGCACCGAGGAAGGCUGCGAAAAGCAAGCACACAUGCGCUCCAAGUGCGUCCGGCACGGCGGCGGCCGCCUCUGCAAGGUCCAGCACUGCACAACCUAUGCGCGCGGCGGCGGGCUCUGCUGGCGCCACCGCAAGCGCGACGACGAGGCCCCGUCGCAUCGAGAUAAUACCGCGGCGCUGCCGUCUGUCCACUUGCUUUUAAGCAGCCGCCACGAGGCCAUGAAGCGAGAGGCGACUUUGUGGAUGCCGCCGCCGCCCGCCAAGCGCUACGCCGGUCCUCCUCCUGCAAAGUAUACCGUCGAGCCGCUCUUGCCGCCGUGCCGGUCGCUUCUGCAAGGAACCGAGUACCACGUCGAGACGCCGCCCGACCAUACUCGUCGGUAUGUGCAGCCAGCGAUGCAGCGGCCAGCCUGGUAUUAAUGGACAAUAAUAAUGUGUACAA
This is a messenger RNA of Saprolegnia parasitica CBS 223.65, 694 nucleotides long. RefSeq lists its product as hypothetical. The transcript has a single exon. The record is from RefSeq and is a predicted model, not a curated record. Lineage: Eukaryota; Oomycota; Saprolegniomycetes; Saprolegniales; Saprolegniaceae. The coding region runs from base 10 to 672 and encodes 220 amino acids.